This is a messenger RNA of Bubalus bubalis (water buffalo), 1466 nucleotides long. RefSeq names its product TNFRSF1A associated via death domain (gene TRADD). The transcript is spliced from 4 exons. The coding region runs from base 1 to 939 and encodes 312 amino acids. The record is from RefSeq and is a predicted model, not a curated record. Gene Ontology annotation, molecular function: transmembrane receptor protein tyrosine kinase adaptor activity. Gene Ontology annotation, cellular component: tumor necrosis factor receptor superfamily complex. Gene Ontology annotation, biological process: extrinsic apoptotic signaling pathway; positive regulation of canonical NF-kappaB signal transduction. Lineage: Eukaryota; Metazoa; Chordata; Mammalia; Artiodactyla; Bovidae.
AUGGCGGCUGGGCCAAAUGGGCUUGAGGAGUGGGUGGGCAGCGCAUACCUGUUUGUGGAGUCCUCACUGGACAAAGUGGUCUUGUCCGAUGCCUACGCUCACCAGCAGCAGAAAGUGGCAAUGUACGGGGCUCUCCAGACUGCCCUGGCAGAGAGUGGCGGGAGCCCCGACGUGCUGCAGAUGCUCAAGAUCCACCGCAACGACCCGCAGCUGAUCGUGCAACUGCGUUUCAGCGGGCGCCAGGCGUGCAGCCGCUUCCUCCGCGCCUACCGCGAGGGGGCGCUAAGAGCCACGCUGCAAGGGUGCCUGGCUCGGGCACUGGCCCUGAACUCGGUGCCGUUGCAACUGGAGCUGCGCGCUGGCGCUGAGCAGCUGGAUGCUUUGCUGACCAACGAGGAGCACUGUUUGAACUGCAUAUGCGCCCAGAAGCCUGACCGGCUCCGGGAUGAGGAACUCACCGAGUUGGAGAAUGCGCUCAGGAAUCUGACGUGCGGCUCGGCGCGGGGCCAAGGAAGCGCCGUGCAAGGCACUCCAGCCCCCUUGCAGUCUCUGGCACCUUCUCCGCCGGAGGAGAAACCGCCACCACCGCCGCCUGGCCAGACUUUUUUGUUCCAGGGUCAGCCCAUAGUGAACCGGCCGUUGAACCUGCAGGAUCAACAGAAGUUCGCCCGCUCAGUGGGCCUCAAGUGGCGCAAGGUGGGGCGCUCUCUGCAGCGCAGCUGCCGCGCGCUGCGGGACCCGGCGCUGGACUCACUGGCCUAUGAAUACGAGCGCGAUGGGCUGUACGAGCAGGCCUUCCAGCUGCUGCGGCGCUUUGUGCAGGCCGAGGGCCGCCGCGCCACGCUGCAGCGCCUGGUGGAGGCGCUCGAGGAGAACGAGCUCACCAGCCUGGCGGAGGACUUGCUGGGCCUGGCGAAUCCUGACGGCAGCCUGGCCUAGGCCGAGUGCCAGAGAAAGGGGAGGUCGGUCAGUUGCCAAGCCAGGGUUUGGAGCACCUGGAUGACCGUAGGGUCCCUUCUGCUGCUACUGCUGACCUCUUGUCCACCAUGCGACUCUGAGACCACACUUAGCAACCCCACUUAGCUGAGCUGCUGGAGCUGCUGCGCAGAGAUGAUGGCGGCCCUCUCCAGGAGUCAGACAAGCACCCACCAUGUCUGCUGGGGUGCCACUGGGCCUUGUGUUCUAGAUACUAGGAUAGAGACAGAGUGAAUGGGUCUCUACUCUAGUAUCUAGGACAGACCUGCUGCAAGGUCUGCUUCACCUUCUCCCACCCUAAAAGAAGGGCUUUCAGCCAGACUUUACCUCUUCAUUCAUUAUUAUUCAUUAAGGACCUGCUGUAUCCUAGGCAUCAUCCUGGGUGCUGCAAAUACUGUGGUGAACAAAACACAUGAUUCUUGUCUGUCGUCAGUUCACACUCAGUGUGGGACUCUGAAUAUAAAGUAAUAAAACACGGCCCAUUUUUUGGA